Lottia gigantea (owl limpet) is the source of this 652-nucleotide messenger RNA. RefSeq lists its product as hypothetical. The coding region runs from base 81 to 617 and encodes 178 amino acids. The record is from RefSeq and is a predicted model, not a curated record. The transcript has 6 exons. NCBI's taxonomy places the organism in Eukaryota, Metazoa, Mollusca, Gastropoda, Lottiidae.
CGUAAAUAAGACAUUUACCCUUCAAUAUAGUUUCUCUCCCUUGAUGGUCACAUUACCCAUCAACUCUUGACUAAGUAAAAAUGACCGCCAUGUUACGAUUGUUGUUGUUAUUCACCACAAUUAGCUGCGUUUCAGGGGUUUACUACAGUUUGUGGUAUUCCUUGUAUGGCUGUAAUCCUCCUAAAUCUUUGAAAGCUCGAGUUGAGCUGGUUGGUUAUGAUAACGACAGAAAUAAUGAUGGCAAGACCGACAACUCAGAUUUUGAAAGAGAUCUCAUCGAUUACAAUUAUGACGGGGAUAUGGCUGUGAUUAAGGAGUGGGAAGUGGUCUUUCAUUGGAGAUGUAGGUACGGAUGGGAUGAAGAUUUCGGACGAUAUUUUUUCAACCAACUUGAUAGGAACAAGGAUGGUGUGAUGACAAUCGAGGGAGACUUAAACGUACCUUUAAGUUUUCCGGGCGAUGGUUUUAGAUUACGCCAAGUUAGUAGAUUCCGAACAUUUUGCAAUGAAAGAAACAACAAACCAAAAGACUGUGAUAAACUGGAGAAGGAAAAGAACAAUUUGAUUAAUUUUGGAAAUUAUUCCACACCUUAUUUGGCACAGCUUGGAACUUUCUAAAGAAAUGAAUUUUAUAUUAAAAAAGAGGCCAUUUU